Molecule: messenger RNA, 1345 nt
Organism: Fusarium oxysporum Fo47
Lineage: Eukaryota; Fungi; Ascomycota; Sordariomycetes; Hypocreales; Nectriaceae
Exons: 4
Coding region: 198-974 (258 amino acids)
Molecular function (GO): oxidoreductase activity, acting on the CH-OH group of donors, NAD or NADP as acceptor
Source: RefSeq, a predicted model, not a curated record
AGAAUGACAUCAUCAGCGCCGAUACGCAUGUAAUCAACAACCUUGAGUACUUACCUUAUAAGGUUAUUAGUGGCAGGAGAUGAGUCUUGUCUACGUCCCAGCUAGAUUUGAGAGCAUAGUCCUCUCAAGCAAUACUUUCAAACUAUUUUGGGCCGUUAUACAAUCAAGAGGAAUCCGGUUGAUGCGCUCACCUCGUUAUGGCAGUCAUACUCAUUGUAGGAGCUACUCGUGGCUUGGGUGCCAGCAUCACCAAGAAGUACGCCGAAAAGAGCGAAAACACCGUCUACGGUACGACCAGAUCAUCCGAGGGUCCGAAAGAUUCACCCUCAGGAGUCAAAUGGCUUUCUGAUAUCGACCUCAUGCAAUCUGACGCUGGUCAGAAGCUGGCCAGUCUGCUAGACCCAGCUCAGCCACUCGACUCGGUGAUUAUCACAGCCGGUUACUUUGCUACAGAAGACCUUACCUGGGACAAAGGUCCAAAAUGGGAGGAAGAGCAGCGGAUGUAUACGACCAGCUCCAUUGCCCCCGUCUUUAUCGUCCACCAGCUCAUCCACAAAGGUCUCUUGCGCAAGGGUUCCAAAGUGGUGCUUGUAUCUUCCGAGUCUGGCAGUAUCACUCUGCGACAUCCAAAGGAAGGGGGUGGCAACUACGCUCAUCACGCCAGCAAGGCGGCUCUCAACAUGGUUGGCAAGCUGCUUAGCUUGGAUCUUAAGGACCAGGGCGUCAUUGUCAGCAUCGUGCACCCAGGCUUUAUGCGAACUGAAAUGACAAAAGGCGUAGGGUUUGACAAGUUCUGGGAUGAAGGUGGAGCUGUGACACCAGACAAGGCGGCGGCGAGCCUCAUCAACUGGAUCGACAAUCUUGAUAUUAGCAAAACAGGAGAAUACUGGGCACCACGAGGACCGCGGGAUAUUGGGACUGCUGAGGUUGUCCUGGGUGAAGACUUAGCUACACCACUGCAUCUACCCUGGUAAAGCAAACGGUAACGGCUCCAGUCUAUCAACAUCGCUUUAACGACAACGGCUGGACUGAAGCUGUUGCUGGUAGGAGGCUAGGAGCCGUCGACAAAUGAGUGGAUAUUACUGACCGGAAAUUACUGCAAUUUCACCUAUCGGCAACGCGCUUCGAAGCAACGUACCCCGUACAAUUCUUCCUUCUAGACGAGGCAAGCCUAGGCAAGCUAUCGUCUUUGCCUAUUGCGGGUGACGAAAUUGAAGAGUGUGGGGUUGGGGGAAUCAGGGUCCUUACGUAGCAAUGGACUAGCAAAGUCACGAUACUGCAUCAGGUCUGGCUGCAAUAAUUAACCUAGCUUGGCAGAUCAUUAAUUAUGAACUUAUGAUCAUCA